Symbiodinium sp. CCMP2456 is the source of this 3351-nucleotide messenger RNA. Lineage: Eukaryota; Dinophyceae; Suessiales; Symbiodiniaceae. The record is from the annotation of a GenBank genome assembly.
AUGCAGAAGUAUCUGCUCGUGCUAUGUUGCUUCAGCCUGGUCACACAAGGGGCGUCCCACUGUACGGCUGAACUCCUGCGCGUGGACACCUCUGGCAACUAUUUCCGCUUGGUGGAGGACGAGCAGCAAACCACGUGCGCGAAACUUACGGAUGGAGCCUGUAAACUUGCAGUGCCCGCUCCCGGCUAUCCAUGCCUGGUGAGCUGCGUGUCGUCAGAAGAAGAAUGCGCGAAGCUAAAUCCUCAAGCACCUUCAAUCAACCCGUGGGAAGACGACAAGCUGUGCACCAGCUGCCCUGUAACGGCUUGCAAGUCUUGCCAUUAUCCUGAGCGAGAUGGCGUUGUUCAAUGCCUGGCUUGCUUUGAUGGGUUCGAGCUUCUGGAACGAAGGGAUGGCACACAUGAGUGCGUUGUUGUGGGGCAGGGCGCAGUUGUCAUCACGGCCUAUGUUCUGAUGUUUGUCAUCACGAUCAUUGUAGUGCUUGUCAUGGUCGGUACCUGCUACGUCGCAGCAGCAGAGAGCUGGAGGAGCAAGGGCAAAGCCAAUGCGACAGUUGCAGAUUUGGGAGCACCCUUGAUGCAGAGCGCAAGUCAGAUCGAUGAGACCGCAAUACAGGAAUUGGACGCGAAGGAGGCCAAACUGCGCAACGCAAAUGCGAUUUCGCAUGGCUUCAAGACCAGUAUCCAGGCCUCCAUCAAGUUCAAUUCGCUUCAGAGGGCCAAGCGAAGGGACGAAAACAAGAUACGAAGGUUUCUUCGCGCGGCUUUUGACAAACAGGAUGACCUGGGAAUCGGGCUGCAGCUGUUUUACAACACGCAGAUCUUCCUGAUAUUUUUCAGCCUUCUUGGGCUGGCAAUGUCCUAUCUGCUCACUCCCGCAGCUACCCCAGGAGACUCGCUGGUUGCCAUUGCGAACACGGCGAGCUCGACGUGCCCCGCUUCGGCUGCAGAGCUCAGGCAUCUCGAGAGCCGUCUCGUCGGCCGUGAGUACGAGCGCGCGAAGAUGGGCCAAGUGUUCGGUGUCCUUUUCUGGAUGGCCAGUGUGAUUUUGGCAUGGGCUUUCCACUAUUAUCAAAAGCUGUUCCAGAAGUCUUUCGAUUCCUAUCACCAGACGGAAGACGACUACACCUUAAUGCUGGAGGGUGUUCCCAAAAAUGUUACUUCCGAGAAGCAGCUGCAUCAGCAAUUGGAAAAGGAGCUGAGUAUGGAAGGCAGAAUCUAUGGUGUUUGCAUCCUCUACGACUUGCUCCACUUACCAUCAGAGACACAGGAAAAAUUGGAGGAUAUGCUGGAGCACAUCAUUGAGCUCGAUGACUUACGGACCGGUUGGGCUCAUGCCACCGUGUCUGCGCCAGAGGAGAACCUGAUCCAUUUUAUCAAGGAGGAUGAGCAAGAAUUCCGGGAAAUCAUGCGAAACGAGAUUCGCUGCUGCGGCCGGGCGUACGUCGUCUUCCAGACGCAGUCUGCCAUGCUCCGAGUUCUCCGCGAGAGGAGUGGGAUCCGGAAGCAGAUCCUGGAUCCUUCUUCUACAUCGGACGAGCUCGAGAUGGUCCGAAUCGUGAACCGGGGCGAUCAGCCCGCCGGCCUGCGCUACGAGAAGGCGGAGCUGACGGGCCCCGAACGGGCCUGGACGCUGUCCGUCUUGCCCGCACGCCAGUUCGUCUACAUUUUGAUAUAUGUUGUGUCUGCGCAGCUUUUCUUCUACUUUAUGCAGAAACCCUGGCACGACUGCGCAAUGGAAGCUUCAAGCGGUGCAGCGGGAGUCCAACUCGCCAGCAAGGGAGUGCUGCUUGUCAACUUCGCGAUACAGACGGCAGUGGCGUUUGAUGUUGAAGCUUGCGAUUUCAUUCGGGUUUCGAAAGUCGACGAGAUCACCUUCAUCUGGAACACUCUUCUCAUGGUAAUCACUUUGCUUUACAUCGUGUACCAAGAAUGUGAUAAAGUUGGGAUGCGCCCAACAAUCCUUCCGCCUGAAGAAGAGUAUUCCGCAGCAUGGUGGGAAUGGCGACGAGGUUUGCUGCUCGCGGCCUUGGCAGAGAUUCGAGCCUACGAUGCCCUGUUGUCGGUUUUCACCGAGCAGACCAUCAUGCUCUAUGUUCUGGGCGAGGUGGGCAACGUCCUUGCGCCCGUGCUGUUCUUCUGGUUGGCGUUGCGGGCGGUGUUCAUCUCAAACAUUGGCGGAACGCCCACGUCGCGAAUUCAGAGACUCUUGCGGGUCGUACUCCCGAAGACUAGAAGCCCAUCGGUGCUUUCGCACAGAGAAGCCGAAAAGGCACAGGUGCUUGUGCCGCUGCUGCUGUGGAUGGAGUAUACCUAUGUGAUUCUAUUUCCGGCCAUUGCUCUCACGUCGGUCUACUUCGUCGAUCACAGUAUGAAAGUCUGGCAGGCACUGCUGUGCUUUAGCCUGCUAUUCUUCCUCUGGCAGCGCUAUGUCAUGCUGUGGCUGUAUGGAAAGUCCCAAUUCGAUUCAGACGGCACCUACUUCUCAUUCAUCAUUGUGUGGGGCUUCGUGUUGUCCCAGUGCGCUGCUUCCUUUGCGGUGUGGGCCUACCGAUUACAAGAGAUCACGGAAUGGCCCUUUGCCAUCCUGAUCUUCGUUCUCAUCUUCUUCCUAACUUUCUUCAUCUACUUGGCCGGGAUCCUCUACAUUGAGUGGUCCUUCAGCAAAGCAGGAAAGGAUGUCGAUAACAUGGACGGCACAGAUCCUGGCUACGGCCAGAUCAUGGAAGAUACGGGGAUUUCCUGGUGGAACGUGAAUCCCAUUUAUGUGCUCAAACAUCGUCUUUGUCCGCAAGAGCGCGGCUACGAAGUGCACGAUGAGACAGUGGCCUGCUGGCCGAGCUGGUCGAAUCAAGGCUUCUUCGAAAAGGGCAAGGAGGCAAGGCAUCGAAAGCGGGACAGUUGGAGAGAUCAGGCCGCGCGUGACGAGCCAGCAGCCGUGGCUGUGGUAGAGGCCACGAAAGGAGCAAGCGUCAACGGAGCAGGAGGAGCAAACGGCGAGCAGAGCACGAAGAGCUCCCCCCCGGAUCGGCUCCUAACUAGUGCAGCACGCACGAUUCCUGUGGGCCUACCGAUGGCCACCCCGGCAUUGUCAGGAGGCCUUCGACCCAUGAACCAGCUCUACACCGCUCCCUACCAUUAUGUCGUAAAUGCAAGGGGCGAGAGGGUCCGCGUGGAUGGCCAGAGAUACCCAACCGCUACGACCGCAGGUGCCCUUGCUGCCCGUGCCUCCCCUGCCUCACCCACCACAAGCUCCGGAAGAACGUUACCUCCGCUAAAUGCCGGGUCUGUGGUGCUGCCGGCUCCGGCCUACCCUGCGCAAGCCCAAGCAUCUCCUUCACGACGGCCCUGA